GGGGCGCCCGCGGGGGAGGGGGCUGGGCCGGCCCGGCCCCGCCCCGCCUGGUUUGUGGCGCCGCGCCAGGCCGGGGCCGCGGAGUUUGAUUCCUCCCCCGGCGCUUAUGCAAAUCUCCCGGCAGCAGGAAGCGACCGCCAACUCCGCAACUGCCCCGAGCGCCCGUGGCUGCGCAGGGAGCGGGCGCGGACAGACGCCUUCCCCGCGCCGGCGGCUCCCGCACUCGCGCCACCGUGGAGCCCGGGACAGAAAUAUGGGAUGUAUAAAAUCAAAAAGGAAAGAGAACCUGCCUGGAGAUGGGCUAGAUUUGAAGAACCAACCAGUACGUAAAACUGAACGAACUAUUUAUGUGAGGGAUCCAACGUCCAAUAAACAGCAAAGGCCAGCAAAUACAGACACACAACUUUUACCAGGUCAGAGGUUCUGUAAAGCAGAAGCAGAGGAACAUGGGAGCAUUGUAGUAGCCUUGUAUCCUUAUGAUGGUAUUCAUGAAGAUGAUUUGUCAUUCAAGAAAGGAGAAAAAAUGAAAGUUCUUGAGGAGCUAGGGGAAUGGUGGAAAGCUAAAUCCCUCUCAACGAAAAAGGAAGGUUUCAUUCCAAGCAACUAUGUAGCAAAAUUAAACACUUUGGAAACAGAAGAAUGGUUCUUCAAAGAUAUAACCAGGAAAGAUGCAGAAAGACAACUCUUAGCUCCUGGAAACAGUCCUGGAUCAUUUCUUAUCAGAGAAAGUGAAACAUUAAAAGGUAGCUACUCUCUUUCCAUCAGGGACCAUGAUCCACAGCAUGGUGAUGUUAUUAAGCACUACAAAAUUAGGAGUCUAGACAAUGGAGGAUAUUACAUCUCUCCAAGAAUUACUUUUCCUACCAUCAACGACAUGAUCAAACAUUACCAAAAGCAGUCAGAUGGUUUAUGCAAAAAACUGGAAAAAGCAUGUAUUAGCCCUAAACCCCAGAAACCUUGGGAUAAAGAUGCAUGGGAGAUUCCACGGGAAUCAAUUAAGUUAGUGAAAAAACUUGGAGCUGGUCAGUUUGGAGAAGUUUGGAUGGGCUUUUAUAACAAUAGUACAAAAGUUGCUGUGAAGACUUUGAAGACUGGAACAAUGUCAGUGCAAGCAUUCCUGGAGGAGGCCAACCUCAUGAAAACGCUUCAGCAUGACAAGUUAGUCAGGCUGUAUGCAGUAGUCACCAAAGAAGAACCUAUUUAUAUAAUAACAGAAUUCAUGGCAAAAGGCAGUUUGCUGGAUUUUCUGAAGAGCGAUGAAGGAAGUAAAUUGUUUCUUCCAAAAUUAAUUGACUUCUCAGCUCAGAUUGCAGAGGGAAUGGCGUACAUCGAAAGAAAAAACUACAUUCAUCGAGAUUUGAGGGCAGCCAAUGUUCUGGUUUCAGAUAUGCUCAUGUGCAAAAUAGCUGAUUUUGGAUUAGCCAGAGUAAUCGAAGAUAAUGAAUACACAGCAAGGGAAGGUGCAAAGUUCCCUAUAAAAUGGACAGCACCAGAGGCAAUUAACUAUGGUUCCUUUACAAUCAAGUCUGAUGUGUGGUCUUUUGGAAUUCUCCUGUAUGAAAUUGUUACUUAUGGAAAAAUCCCUUAUCCAGGUAUGAGUAAUUCUGAUGUCAUGGUGGCUCUUCAACGUGGGUACCGGAUGCCACGUAUGGAUAACUGUCCAGCUGAGCUCUACGAUGUCAUGAAAACAUGCUGGAAAGAUAAAGCAGAAGAGAGGCCAACAUUUGAUUAUUUACAAAGUGUCCUGGAUGACUUCUACACAGCAACAGAAGGGCAGUAUCAACAACAGCCAUAGGACAUUUUUCUAGUUGGCAUAGACUGCUGUUUGGACUAAUGGAUCAGGCCAAUUAUUUCAUACACUUGGAUAUAUUAAGUCUGGCUCCUGAAACUGAAGGCUGUAAUUCCACAAGAAAAACCAUUUUACAGAGAAAUAACCAUAUUUUUCUAUGGUUAAUUGAAAUGUUAAUCACGCUGAAGUUCUCUUUAGUUGCACUGUCCGUAUUUACCUUUCUUAAUAAAGCACCCAAACAAGACAAACUUUGGAAAAAUUCCCACCAAAUAAGUUUACCACGCAUGCAGCUGGAAACAGCAUUUGGUGAAUCUAAUUGAUGAGACACCCUAUAGGAAUAAUAUGAAGGAUGAAGGCAAAUAGGUUUUUAUGAAAGGAAGAAUUUGAGAAAUCAGGAUUUCUUUUGCUCCCUUUGAAAUAUAGUAUGUUGUGAAAACUUAUUUUUAUAUCCUUUGGUUAUUUCACAUGAGUAGCUGGAGUAUUCUCUGGUUGUUAGACAUUUUCUAGGAUGUAAUCAUCACCUUUAAAAAAAGUCAAAUGUAAUUCUUUAUACUUAAAUUAAUUGGUUGACACCUCUUGCUAUUACAUUUUGAAAAGCAUCUUAAUUUCCAUCAAAUGAGACACACCUGUGAUAUUGUAAAAUUGCACUAUAACAGUGUAUUGUGCUCAAUCUGCCAGAAAAGGCAGCACACUGUUUUGAAUUAAUAGAGACACUUUUAUGCAUGGAACUAUCUGCUCAAACUAUCUUUUUCCAUCCUGGAUGUGUUCUUGUAACUGAAAGCAAAGACAAUUUCCUCUGGUUUUUGAAAAGAACAAGAUCUGGUAACUAUGCAUGUCACAAACAUGGCUUCAUUAGUAUCUUAGCAGCAUUUUUUAAAGUUAUAGAGUAGUAUGCCUAGCCUUUUUGCCACUGCAGCUGAUUGAACUGAAACCCAUUUUAAAAAUAAUUACCCCAGAUUGUCACAGCUUACAAGUUCAUAGCAGUAGUGGUCAACCUCUGGCCUGUGGAACAUUUGACCUGUGAAUCCAUGUCAUCUGGCCUGUGUGGCUUCCUAGAGCUCUGGAAGUUUGGUUGCAAGGGAUUAGUGGUAUUGUUAACUGCAGCUUCCUUGUAAAAUUUCCAGACCUAGAGAGAGCCCCCAUGCACUGGGGUUCUGCUUUCAGUUUCUGGUUAUAAAUUAGUAAUUGCUUAGUACCCAAUGGUGUUAACAAGUAACCCAGUCUUCACUAAUAGGAUAUGUAUGAAGUUGUACUUAAGGGCACCAUUCACAGUUAUGAUUAAGGUGGAAAGCAAGAAAAGUGCAAUUGUAGUGCAGCUACACUGUGACUAGCAUCUCUUUUAUGAAGUGCAGCUAGUUCUUAAACCAAAACCUAGAUUUUUUUUGUGCAAGUUUAAGCCAAAUAGUAUCUAGAGCAAACUUUUUAAAAAGAAAAAGCUAACUAUCCAUGCGGCUUUAGUGUUUCUGCUGUCUGAAUACAUUCAUCCUUAUAAACAUUCAUUGCUUUUUUUGAUUAAAGUAUACUUUUUUCAAUUUCUGAAUGAAGGAAGCUAAUAUCUGAAGUUAAUGAAUCAGUCUUUCAGCUAAACUAUGUAAAUAUUGUUUAUUGUAUGUUGAUUUUUUUUAUUUUAAUAAACAAACACUUUAAAUUGAAAA
Molecule: messenger RNA, 3444 nt
Organism: Alligator mississippiensis (American alligator)
Lineage: Eukaryota; Metazoa; Chordata; Crocodylia; Alligatoridae
Gene: LYN
Product: LYN proto-oncogene, Src family tyrosine kinase
Exons: 13
Coding region: 107-1795 (562 amino acids)
Biological process (GO): innate immune response; cell surface receptor protein tyrosine kinase signaling pathway; cell differentiation
Cellular component (GO): extrinsic component of cytoplasmic side of plasma membrane
Molecular function (GO): signaling receptor binding; non-membrane spanning protein tyrosine kinase activity; ATP binding
Source: RefSeq, a predicted model, not a curated record